AUGAAGAAUUCUGAUUCAAAAUAUAUCCUUGGAAAAUCCAGUGGAACAUAUGAUGCUCUUCCAUCAACCAAUUUAUUUAGUCCAUCUUGUGAUGAGUACCAGCAUGGAUUCGCUCCUUUUAUUUUAUCAUCACCAUCCGGAAAAUUGGAAAGUUCUGAUACCCUUCUACCCCAGUCCAGUUGGCCCUCCAUGUUUUACUACACUCCAGCAGCUAUACCUUUACCUGCCGCUUUUUUUGAUUAUGCACUGCUGCCUGGUGUUCCAACUGCAACUGAAUUCAUCCCAACUGGUCCAGACGAAACAGUCCUGAUUGACAUACCCAAUGCCCCAGGUGUAUAUAACAGAAAUGAUUUUCAAGUGACUUGUAAUGGCGAGAGAACUUCUAUAUAUUCAGCAGAAAAUGCUUUCAGAGACUGUGAAGAAGGUGUAGGUUAUGUAACUUUACACAUACCAGCAUCUACGAUGUCCACAGUUAAUACAUAUUCAUUCCCAAAUGAAAAUGGAAAAUCAUCUCAAUCAUUGAAAACAGAGCAAUUCCUUGAUAAAACAGGUAAAGAAUCUCCAGAAGGUUCAAUUAAGGCCGAUAUGUAUGAUGAAAAUAAAAUAAAAUACAAAGUUUCAGGUAUAGAGGAAGAUGAAAAACAAAAAGAUGAUGUAAAGAAUGAAUGUUCUCAAGAAAAUUCGGAUGAACUGAAAAGACAGAACCUGACCAUCACAGGCAUGCCUAUGCAAGAACCAAUAGUUAUAUCUCAGAAUGAAAGGAUUUGUGUAAUUAUGGAUGCCCCAACAUCUGAUACAGAUUAUUCUGGUUUCUAA
Messenger RNA from Gryllus bimaculatus (two-spotted cricket), 816 nucleotides. NCBI's taxonomy places the organism in Eukaryota, Metazoa, Arthropoda, Insecta, Orthoptera, Gryllidae. The record is from the annotation of a GenBank genome assembly.